UAAAUUGAUGGUGGCGGAUAAUCCUUACCUAAAUAAACUUAUUGGUCUAAACUUAUCCACGAUUACCAACAUUAAUAUCACCAACACCUUAGUUAAUUUAUCCACUGAUUUAGAAGCUCUCCGACAAGAAAAUAAAGAAUUGUGUAAAAUUAUCAAAAAGACAGAUGAUGUUCUCUAUCAGAAAGAAUUAGUAUUGCCCGAACCUAUUCAAACUCUCAAACAAGCCGAGGAGGCUAUCCAACGACGAUUAGCCAAGACCGCUACGGAAUGA
This is a messenger RNA of Racocetra persica, 271 nucleotides long. The record is from the annotation of a GenBank genome assembly. NCBI's taxonomy places the organism in Eukaryota, Fungi, Glomeromycota, Glomeromycetes, Diversisporales, Gigasporaceae.